Suillus paluster is the source of this 1654-nucleotide messenger RNA. Its product is annotated as glycoside hydrolase family 18 protein. Gene Ontology annotation, biological process: chitin catabolic process; carbohydrate metabolic process. The transcript has 6 exons. The record is from RefSeq and is a predicted model, not a curated record. Gene Ontology annotation, cellular component: extracellular region. Bases 12 to 1475 code for a protein of 487 amino acids. Gene Ontology annotation, molecular function: chitin binding; chitinase activity. NCBI's taxonomy places the organism in Eukaryota, Fungi, Basidiomycota, Agaricomycetes, Boletales, Suillaceae.
GGGUCUUGUGCAUGUCUUCGACAACAUCAUAUCAACCAAUUCCCUCUGACGAAGGCAGUUCACCCGCCAAAACCGCCUCUCGUUUUCCAUCCCGAAAGACUCUUCUUAUUUCUGUACUUGUCUGCAUCCUCGCAGCAUUUGGAUCGUAUAAAGCGUUCCUUUCGUGGUCUCUUGAACAACCGUCUCCUCAGCUAGACAGUAUCAAAGGGGACCAAGCAUUAGAGUCUCAAACAUCUUCAUCCAUACCGCCAGCCCCAAGCGAUACGCUAGAAAUGCAAGGUCAAGGAAAGUACAGCGUUGGAUACUUUGUAAAUUGGGGGAUAUAUGGUCGCAAAUUCCCGCCGUCGAACAUCCCUGCCCAAGAUUUGACCCACAUCCUUUAUGCAUUCGCUGAUCUGAGACCUGACUCGGGCGAAGUUGUCCUCUCUGACGCAUGGGCGGACAAAGAUAUCCAUUACCCUGGUGAUUCUUGGAAUGACGUCGGAAACAACCUCUACGGGAAUCUCAAGGCCAUCUAUAAAUUGAAACAGCAAAACAGACACUUGAAGGUCCUUCUCUCAAUCGGAGGCUGGACAUAUUCCCCUAAAUUCCAUCCUAUCGUCGUCAAUCCUGCGCUUCGUGCCAACUUCGUGCGGUCUGCGGUUCGUCUACUCGAGGAUUAUGGCUUCGAUGGUCUCGAUGUGGACUAUGAAUAUCCCUCCAAUGAAUAUCAAGCUCGUGGCUAUACUGACCUCCUACGGGAACUCAGAAUAGGCUUAGAUCAGCACGCUCAGAUGAAGGGAAUCUAUCAUAGAUUCUUGUUGACAAUCGCUGCACCGUGCGGACCCGACAAGUAUGAAAAGUUACACGUGCGUGAAAUGGAUCAGUACCUCGAUUUUUGGAAUAUGAUGGCGUACGACUUCUCUGGUUCCUGGGAUUCUGUUGCCAAUCAUCAAGCCAAUAUUUACGGUGGACCUAUCAGCGCCUCACAGGCGAUCUCCUGGUACAGCGCUAACGGCGUUCCUCGCUCCAAGAUGGUUCUCGGGAUUCCGUUGUACGGCAGAAGCUUCAUGAACACAUCCGGUCCUGGAGCACCAUUUUCUGGUAUUGGGCCAGGCAGCUGGGAACAGGGUGUCUACGACUAUCGUGCUCUUCCGCUCCCAGGCACGUACAUGUUUCAAGAUGACAAGGCCCUUGCGAGCUGGUCCCACGACUACCAGAAGCAAGAGAUGGUAAGCUUUGACAACGAGCAGGUCGGGCAUUGGAAGGGUGAUUGGAUUCGUCGUGAAGGUCUUGGAGGAAGCAUGUUCUGGGAGCUUAGCGGAGACAAAGGAAGCAUGCGAGAGGGGAUGGAGGGUGGGUGGGGAAAGGACCCAGCGCCUGGUAGGAGCUUGGUUGCAACCGUCAAGAACGCUAUGGGACCAUUGGACCUGAGCCCCAACUGGCUGAGGUACGAGGGCAGCCAAUUCGAUAACCUGCGCAGUGGUACCAUUUAGUCUUAUCGGUCGCAUCACAACACACAGAAGAUUCACGUCUGUUUCCAGGACGAUUACUGUAACAUCACAAGCACUUCAUAGAACUUUGUACGCAUUAAUACUGUACCAUUUCAUUCAAUUCCAUAGUCACGCGUAACACCUGUAUCAUGUCACGAUCACACCGCAAUGUCACGCUGUGC